Messenger RNA from Athalia rosae (coleseed sawfly), 1554 nucleotides. RefSeq names its product farnesol dehydrogenase-like. NCBI's taxonomy places the organism in Eukaryota, Metazoa, Arthropoda, Insecta, Hymenoptera, Athaliidae. The record is from RefSeq and is a predicted model, not a curated record. The transcript is spliced from 6 exons. The coding region runs from base 531 to 1439 and encodes 302 amino acids.
GAUAUUUCUAUGAAACUAGUUAUGAAAGGAACAAAUUCUCAAGAUCCAAAAUGAUGUUUGAAAUCCUUUUCGAUUAUUUUUCUGGUUACCCAAUUUCGCCCCACCUUCCCCUACAUCUUAUGCAUCGUUCAACACGCGGUUAUUUCUUGUUUUGAAAAAAUUACCCCUGAUUCUUUGGAACAUCAGGCAAUUUAAUUCUAAUUUUGAAACUAACUUCUCUCAACUGUAAUACAGCGUGAAAAGUAAUUACAGUUAUAACAGCGCGAAUGGUUACGUGAUUAUUUUGUUGUUCGACUCGGAUGCGCUAUAACAUCAGCCUCAAGCGACGAAACCAGUUUUAAUUUUUUUGCUGAUCAUCCUCUGAGCGUACAGAUAGAGCUGGUAUAUAAGACUGAGUUGUAGCAUUGAAAUUGUAUAUUCGACAAUUUGCGCACUCAUCACUUGGCCUUCACGACGUCUAUACCGGAUAAUAUAAGGCCGACAGCUUCGGGAAUCUUUGAAUUGCAAGAUUACCUCAGUACAACUCGGACAUGCCAACCGGUGUCUUCCUUUUCUUCACAGCGUUAUUGGCCAUCAGUUUCGCAUAUCCUGAGGGAACGACUGGAGAAACUGCAUCCGAAAGACUGCCCGUUAGUGAGGGGAGUCCUGCUGCAGAGAACAUGACCUCGUUGCGGGAUGAAGUAAACCUGUUGAAACAUUGGGAAGGAAAAGUAGUGGUCGUCACUGGAGCUUCUUCAGGAAUCGGUGCCGCGGUUUCGAAAAAUCUCGUCAAGUCAGGACUGACGGUCGUAGGACUAGCCAGAACGAAAGCGAAAUUGGAGGCAAUCGAAAAGAGUUUGGUGGGCGCUAAGGGAAAAUUCUACCCAUUGGAGGCCGACGUAUCGAAUGAAGUAGACGUUAAAAAUGCCUUUGGGUGGAUAAAGACUAAUUUGGGAAACGUUGACGCUUUAGUAAAUAACGCCGGAGGUGCUGUUAUGGGAAACAUUAUUGACCUGGAUGGCAGUGACUACAAAACCGCGUUCGAUACAAACGUACUGGGAUUGCUUUACUGUACAAAGGAAGCUUUCAAAAUCAUGAAGGAGAAAAAAACCGAAGGAACAAUCAUCAACAUAAAUAGUGUUCUGGGUCAUCGUACCCAUAAUAUUCCGGGUCUUGAGCUGAACGUUUACCCUGCGACUAAAUUCGCUGUGACAGCAAUCACUGAAACUCUUCAGUACGAGAUGGCUAAUGCUGGCUUAAAUAUUAGAAUAACGAGUGUGAGUCCAGGUGCAGUGACAACUCAUUUCUUACGACCUACAGGACCCGAUGGGGCUGUUGACAAAAGCUAUCCAUCUUUGCAAGCAGAAAGUAUCGCGGAUGCAAUUGCUUACGUUCUAUCGGUACCGCAAAGUGUGCAAAUUUCCGAGCUGACCAUUAAACCACUCGGACAAAAAGUAUAGAGUAAAAUAAUUAUCGGUAUCAAAUUGCAACUUAAUUUGCUGAUUUACCGAGAAAAUAUCCACAUCACGAUGACGAGAACAAGUUCAAAUAAAAGCCAAAAUUUAUUGAAAAAAA